CCCACCUCUCUUUCUCUCUCUUCACAAAUCCAGAUUCACUCUUUCUCUCUCUAAAAACUGAACUCUCUUCUGUUCUCUUUCCCUUUUUGGCCAUCCUUUCGUUCUUUCCUUAUUUGGCCUUCAACACUAUACUCGAAUCUGCAACAUUCUUUUACAGAGAGCGCGGGUGUGUGUGAGAGAGAGAGUUUGUGCAUUUACCGUUGAUUGAUUAAGAUGCAGCAAUCGAACGGUUCUGAUUCAUCGCAACAGCAACAGUCGGAGCAGAACGCACAGCGACAACCGCCGCCGCCGCAGGCUCAGGCGGUGGCGAGGCCGCAGCAGUGGGUGCCGAUGCAGUAUCCGGCGGCGAUGGUAAUGCAGCACCACAUGUUGCCGCCUCAACAUUACGCGCCACCUCCCUACGUGCCUUUCCACCACCAGUACUCGCAGAUGCCGCACGUGCCUCAUCAACACCAAAACCAACAGCACCAGAACGGAUCCAGCGGCGAGAACAAAACCAUCUGGAUCGGCGAUUUGCAUCAUUGGAUGGACGAAAAUUAUCUCCAUCGCUGUUUCGCUUCCACCGGCGAGAUUUCCUCCAUCAAAGUUAUUCGCAAUAAGCAGACUGGUCUAUCUGAGGGUUAUGGAUUUGUGGAGUUCUAUUCACAUGCCACGGCUGAGAAAGUCUUGCAGAAUUAUGCUGGAAUUUUGAUGCCCAAUACAGAGCAACCAUUCCGUCUGAACUGGGCAACUUUUAGCACGGGAGACAAGGGUUCAGAUAAUGUUCCUGACCUUUCUAUUUUUGUAGGAGAUUUAGCUGCAGAUGUUACGGAUAGUUUGUUGCAUGAAACUUUUGCUAGUGUAUAUCCUUCUGUAAAAGCUGCAAAAGUGGUUUUUGAUGCCAAUACUGGCCGUUCAAAAGGCUAUGGUUUCGUCAGGUUUGGAGAUGAUAAUGAGAGAUCCCAGGCGAUGACUCAAAUGAAUGGAGUUUAUUGUUCUAGCAGGCCUAUGCGAAUUGGUGCUGCAACUCCAAGGAAGUCAUCUGGUCAUCAACAAGGAGGCCAGUUAAAUGGCACAUCCAGCCAAUCUGAAGCAGAUUCAACAAACACCACUAUAUUUGUUGGAGGACUUGACCCUAAUGUUACUGAUGAAGAUCUUAGGCAGCCAUUCUCUCAGUAUGGUGAAAUAGUUUCUGUUAAGAUACCUGUUGGAAAAGGGUGUGGUUUUGUCCAAUUCGCAAACAGAAAUAAUGCCGAAGAGGCAUUGCAGAAGCUAAAUGGGACAAUGAUUGGCAAGCAAACAGUUCGUCUUUCUUGGGGCCGCAAUCCAGCUAAUAAGCAGUUUAGAAUGGAUUUUAGCAACCCCUGGAGCGGAGCUUAUUAUGGGGCCCCCAUAUAUGAUGGAUAUGGAUAUGCGUUGCCGCCUCCUCAUGAUCCCAGCUUGUAUGCUGCUGCUUAUGGGGCUUACCCCUUUUAUGGAGGCCACCAACAGCAAGUAAGCUGAAUGAAGUGCACUGCAAGAGUAGCUCUCACAACAAGUUACAACAGUGUCACGCUUGAAUAUGCAAAUUAACUUUUCCCCCUUAUAUGUAACUUGUUUGAUCUGUUGAAUUCUUAAGAAUCCCUCCUAAUUGUGGAGUGGAGUUGAAUUUUGACAACCUGAGGUAGCACUAUAGGGAUUCAAUUAAUCAUUUGUUUAGGCCUGUAGGAGCAAUGGCUAACGACGAACUUAAACUUAUGAGAAUAAUUAUGACAGCGUGGGUGCUUGCUUGCAUUUUAUUUUUUUCCAGCCGUUAACCUUGAAGCUUUACCGUUAUCGGG
Molecule: messenger RNA, 1799 nt
Organism: Abrus precatorius (Indian licorice)
Lineage: Eukaryota; Viridiplantae; Streptophyta; Magnoliopsida; Fabales; Fabaceae
Product: polyadenylate-binding protein RBP47C-like
Exons: 6
Coding region: 214-1482 (422 amino acids)
Cellular component (GO): cytosol
Molecular function (GO): mRNA binding
Source: RefSeq, a predicted model, not a curated record